Messenger RNA from Talaromyces stipitatus ATCC 10500, 510 nucleotides. RefSeq names its product reverse transcriptase, putative. The coding region runs from base 1 to 510 and encodes 169 amino acids. The transcript is spliced from 3 exons. Lineage: Eukaryota; Fungi; Ascomycota; Eurotiomycetes; Eurotiales; Trichocomaceae. The record is from RefSeq and is a predicted model, not a curated record.
AUGGCACAGGUGGAGGAGUCAGUACUUCAGGCAGGAAACACAGCCCCUGGCUUAGACGAAAUCCCAACCUGCAUACUCAAAGUGAUAUGGCCUCUGAUCAAGGACAAGAAACCAAAAAAGACUGAUUGGUCUUCACCUAGUUUAUACAGACUAAUCGCUCUCCUAUCAGUACUUGGCAAAGGACUGGAGCGCUUGGUGGCACAGAAUAUGGCAUGGAUCUCUAUACACUAUAAAGUAUUAGCAAGGCAACAGUUUGGGGCUCUCCCACUAAGAUCUAUAAAUAAUCUAACCACAUGCCUAACACAUGAUGUUGAACAAGCACUAAAUCAAGAUGUUAAGGGCGCUUUUGAUACCGUGCUUCCCGGCAGACUCAUCCGCAGAUUACGUGAGCAGGGCUGGCCCACUAAUCUUGUUCUCUGGAUUGCCUCCUUUGCUACUGGGCGAUCAGUCCAGAUCCGACUCGAUGGAGAGAUUGGCCCCUCAACAGACAUUGCCUGCGGUCUUCUAUAA